Messenger RNA from Leptonychotes weddellii (Weddell seal), 3994 nucleotides. NCBI's taxonomy places the organism in Eukaryota, Metazoa, Chordata, Mammalia, Carnivora, Phocidae. The record is from RefSeq and is a predicted model, not a curated record.
GAAGGAAGUAGCGUGUGGAGGGCGUGGCGGUUUCUACGGUUGCACGGGGGUUCAGACGAGUACGGAGCGCCUGGAGGGACAGCCUGGAUAAAGGUUCGCUGAUGGCUCAGUUGGGAGCAGUUGUGGCUGUGGCUUCCAGUUUCUUUUGUGCAUCUCUCUUCUCAGCCGUGCACAAGAUAGAAGAGGGACAUAUUGGGGUGUAUUACAGGGGCGGAGCCCUCCUGACUUCCACCAGCGGCCCAGGUUUCCAUCUCAUGCUUCCUUUCAUCACAUCAUAUAAGUCUGUGCAGACCACACUGCAGACAGAUGAGGUGAAGAACGUGCCUUGCGGGACUAGUGGUGGUGUGAUGAUCUACUUUGACCGAAUUGAAGUGGUGAACUUCUUGGUCCCAAAUGCAGUGUAUGACAUCGUGAAGAACUACACUGCCGACUACGACAAGGCCCUCAUCUUCAACAAGAUCCAUCACGAGCUGAACCAGUUCUGCAGUGUGCAUACGCUUCAGGAGGUCUACAUCGAGCUCUUUGGUAAGAAAGCCUCUGCUGGCUGUAGCAUGCCUCAGCUGCUGUUUGGCCCACCGCCUACUGCUGAGCCACCUUCCUCAGAAGCUUUUUCCAUGGCGGCCCCACAGCUGCGUACCUUUUUUCCCUUCAGGGAAAGCGAGAAGACGAAGCUUCUCAUUGCAGCCCAGAAACAGAAGGUGGUGGAGAAGGAAGCUGAGACGGAGCGGAAGAAGGCCCUCAUCGAGGCAGAAAAAGUGGCCCAGGUCGCAGAAAUCACCUAUGGGCAGAAGGUGAUGGAGAAGGAGACGGAGAAGAAGAUUUCAGAAAUUGAAGAUGCUGCGUUUCUGGCCCGGGAGAAGGCAAAGGCUGAUGCAGAGUGCUACACCGCUAUGAAGCUCGCCGAAGCCAACAAGCUGAAGCUGACGCCUGAGUAUCUGCAGCUGAUGAAGUACAAAGCCAUUGCUUCCAACAGCAAGAUUUACUUUGGCAAAGACAUCCCGAACAUGUUCGUGGACUCUGCAGGCAAUCUGGGCAAGCAGUUCGAGGGGCUAGCUGACAAGCUGAGUUUCGAUGAUGAGCCCUUGGACGUAGACCCUGAGGAGAAUUGAAAGUUUUUUGUAUACAACCUCGGAUGACACUUAAAAGAGAUCUUUAUUUUUGAAUGAUGAACCGGGAUGCUCCUCCCUCCCACACUACCUGCUUUGACUCUCUUACACAUUAUGUGGUGAAAAAAGAAGAAAUGGAUUUAAAUCUAUUCCCCUUCCUGGGAAGGGAGGGCAGGGAUUGCUGAUUUGGGGUCUUAUUCAGGUAAGCAGUUUAGAUGACUUCUGUUAAGAUGGGCAAACCAUGGGUUUGACCUUUGACCUCCAGACACUAAUUUUAGCCCUUUGAAGCUGGCUUAAGUAGGGAUUCAAUCAUUACAGAGUGGGAGAAAUAGAGGGUGUUGCCUCCAGGUGAUUUGCUUUCCCCGAUUUGGGAAAACGCGGUUCAGUUUUCUCCCCUCUGCCUCCAAGGCGGGAGAUGCCUGUGGGUGAGGCUCAGCAACUGAGCAACUGUGUGCUUGUGAGUCUGCCCUCAGAGCUGCGGGGGAACAGCUGCAGAGAACGUUUGGCUUUGCUGGUAUUUUUGUCGGCAUAUGUGAGUCAUUUUAGAGGCACGCUUUCUCGAGCCCUCACAAGGAAGGACUGGUGCUAGGUUUUGCAAGCUCUUCUCUCCUACCCUCUUUGCCCCAGGGCUUAAAGAGAAUUGGUUUCUGACUAAAUUCCAGAGUCAGGGUUUGGGCACCACCCCACAAUUCUUUUUAAAACUUUUCACCUGUUCUGUGAUUUGUUUUUGUUUUUUUUUCCUCUCUCAAAUCUGUUCGUUGAUACCACUCAGCAUUAGGAAGAUAGGAACAAACAACCCUAGUGUCUUACUAGCUGCUGAAGGGGGAUCAUUCCGUCUCUCAGCCACCAUGGUACCUGCUUGGCAAACAACGUAUGUUCUCACUGUGGAGGUUCUGUGUUGAAGAGCUCUUCCAGGGGCUGAGGUCACCUGAAGUAUCUCCUAGUCUUAAGCUUAUAGCUUGUGCUGGCAGUCUGACAGUGAUAAAAAGGGAGCCCACUAAGUAGCACAUGUUUUGAAAUCUAGGGCGCCGACAGCCACACGGGGGUCAGACUGAAUGCUCUAUCUCCGGAGACAGCUGUGGGGUCCAUGUCAAGAGUUCGUGCCCAGGUCCCUGGAUUGGAAGGGCUGCAUCAAAAUGUUCAAAUGUUUUGGGUUUGGGUUUUUUGGGUUGUUUUUUUUUUUUCCAUUUCUAAUUAGGAAAAUUUUGUGUCAUUCUGGGAGAUUUGGGAUGGAGGAGAACAAACAUGAAAGAUUUUCUUAUAUCCUGAAAUUGGAGUUGGGGGGGUGGUAUCCAGCUUAUGUAGGCCAUGAGUUGUGUACCAAAUUGUUAGCUUAUCUCCAUCUAACUUGCAGGCAUGUUGGUAUUCUCCAUGACAAACUCUGGCUUAGGAUCUGCUUUGUUCUUAGCUGCCCUCCCCACCACCACCACCACCAAAGAAACUACCACUGUACCCCUUUUCCCUCAGUGAUACUAUGAAUGAUACUUUCUGGCACAGAUCCCCACCUCAUUUUUGGUCCCAUGCCCAGACUUCUGCUUUAUUGAAUGGCCCAGAAUUCGGGCCAGCUUGCUCCCAAGUAGCACCAGGCUUGUCUUGAGAGUUUGGGGAGCAUUCAGCACGCUUAGGUAGAAACAACAUGUUAACUCCUCUUAAUUCAAAUGUUGCCCUUCCCUGUUCUAAUUUCUGGGACUUAGAAUUCUCAAACCACUGGUCCUGGUCACACUUUGUGCAAGCAGCCAACCGUUCGUGGGAAUGAUGGAUUUUAAUGUGCUCAGAAGUGCUUGCAAAAGACAGUCUCCCAAGGCCAACAUAGGGUAUCCAUUAUUAAGAUAUACUUACCCUCCUCCCAUUUCAGUGCCAUUAAUCACUUGUUAGGAGCAACAUGACACAUGACCUCCAGCUUCCCCAGUUUACAUAUUUGUCUGCUCCCUCUACUCUGAGAUUUGCUGACUAGGCCUCAGAAAACACUACUUCAAUAGAAUAAAAAGCAAGAAUAUCUCCACCUCUGAAUAGCACGUUUGCUCAGGUUCCUCACUUGAAAGCCCAAUACUAACAUCCUGUGACGGCUUGUCCCUUGCACUAGAUACACUUUAACCACAAAAGAGCCUCAAUAAAGUAAAAUCCUGCUGCCCCUGCCUCCCUGAAUGCUAAUGUUGCUUCCUCUUUGAACAAAAAAUAUCAAUGUCAUAGUGCCCCUCAGUUUAAAUUCAGUGGUUGUCUGUACCUGCCUGAAGAGUAAAAUCAUGGAAGUCAGCAGUUUCCUCAGCAUGGGAUAACCAAUCUGUGUGACUCUGUGUCUUCAACACUCACUGGAAAAUCUGAUCUUAAAACAUUUGAAUUCUAAAUGUGUAAAAUGUGACAGCCUACACUUUUGUAGGCAGUAAAGUCAUGGCUGCUAUUUGUAAAUGGAACUUCUAUCAAAAUAAGUAACCGUUUAUAAAAUUCAGUUUUUUGUAGGAUUUUUCCAAGGAAAAGUCACCUUGGUUGAAUGUUUCUCAUUAAACUUUACAGAAGUGGUUCAUAUUCAGUACUGUUUUUAAUCACUUUUUUAAAUAUAAGGACAGAAUAUUUGCAAGGAAGCCAAAGUUUGUUAAUAAUUUUUAUAAGACUAAUAUAAAAUAAAUUUGAAGGGAUCUGUGGUCAUAUUAACUUGAAGGAGGAAAAAAAGAUAAUUGAAAGAAUUUUGGCAAUAUAUUGAUCAAAAAAAGUUGUUUUCUAAAUGAUCUGUUGUGAUUUCUAUGGGUCUAUGUAUCUUUCUGCACUGAUGACUUUGCCAUUUACAGAGUAAGUAGUGAAAGUAAGAUCGUCGUCUUUACUGACUUAUCAAUUUAAGUUUGAAGAUAAACCUCAGUCCUCAGUUGAGAAUAAACCUGUGUAUUGGCUAGUGA